UCCUAACAGGAUCUAGAUUUGUCCCUUAAGUUGACAGGUCAGAGCCAUACAUCGACCUUCACGACUUCAUCAUGUCCAUGAUGGCUUCGAUUCUGGUCUCUUUUCUAUACUACUUCGUCUUUAUACACGUUAAUUACGCGUCACUAGCUGCUGGACAAUUGGUCUUCCCUGUCCCAAGCGGUCAAUAUGCAGUCGCUCAUAGCACGCUUAAACUCACCGACGACUCCCGAGUUGACCCCUAUGACCCCAAUCAUGGGAAGCGGAAUGUCAUGAUCUCCCUUUUCUAUCCGAUACCUCGCUAUGCAUGUGAGCAAACCUGUCCAAUUCCAUACAUGCCUACCAUCACUGCGACCUACGUUGACACCUUCGCCGCUCAAUAUGGGGUUCCAAACGGUACAUUCGGGUCUAUCCGGAUGCAAGUAUGCUGCAAACCAUCUCGCCGCGUGGUUAAAGAUGUCGGGAAGUUCCCACUUGUAUUAUUCUCUCCCGGCUUGGGUGGUUCUCGGCUACUGUACAAUGUGCUCGCAGAAUCGCUAGCGAGUGCGGGAUAUGCAGUUGCUACGAUGGAUCAUACGUUCGAGACGCUUGUGGUUGAGUAUCCUGAUGGAUCAUUCACACCCGGACUCAACGCGUCGUACUGGGACCCGAGCAUACCCGGAAGACUGGAGUCACUCUUGGGUGUGCGAGUCGAGGACGGCCGCUUCGUCUUAUCGCAGCUCGGGCGCAAAGAUGUGGUCCAGAAGUUGGCGCCCGGGUCGGCGUGUGGAUUCAAUACCAGCCGUGUAGCAUUCUACGGUCAUUCGUUCGGCGGGGCCACAGCAAUCUCCGCACUCAUGAACGACACACGCUUCAUCGGAGCCAUCAAUAUGGACGGCACACUGUACGGCAAUCAAACUGAUGUCAAGAAACCCGCCCUGCUAUUUGGCCGAGCAGAGCCAAGUCCGCACAAUCGUACGAACGAUGCUAGCUGGGAAGGUGUUUGGAAGCAUUUGAAGGGAUGGAGAAGAGAGCUCGGAUUAAAAAAUUCAGAGCACCUUACGUUCGGUGAUGUUCCAUUACUCCUCAAGCUGAGUAGGUUACCGAUUCCUGUCAAGCCAAUCAUUGGGAGCCUGGAUGGUGAAAGAAGCUUUAAGAUUAUUACAACGUAUAUCGAGGCGUUUAUGGAUUACGUUUUGAAAGGGAGGAAGAGUGAGCUUUUUAGUGGACCGAGCGAGAAGUUUCCUGAGAUUGUGGUGGGAUAAUAUAGUUUUCCUCUAACGUAACGUACCUGGCAAGCGAGCGGCGCAGGCAAGCAAGCGGCGCACCCCACCAACUUUUCGCGAUGCGUC
Molecule: messenger RNA, 1328 nt
Organism: Paraphaeosphaeria sporulosa
Lineage: Eukaryota; Fungi; Ascomycota; Dothideomycetes; Pleosporales; Didymosphaeriaceae
Exons: 1
Coding region: 333-1241 (302 amino acids)
Molecular function (GO): 1-alkyl-2-acetylglycerophosphocholine esterase activity
Source: RefSeq, a predicted model, not a curated record